GCCUACAGCACACGCAUACACACACAUCCAGAGCAAGUAUCUUUGGUGCAGUUGGGUUGUUGGUGUGCUGGUUCUUGGACAUACAGAAUGGUUUGUGGAGUUAAUUUGAGGAUCUUGCUGAUUUGCUUAGUUCAUGCAGAGCAUAUAUGCUGUUUAUGGGCUACACAAGCUCAAAGCUUCCAGAGACAAAACGGCAAUGGAUAUGUUGGCUACUCGCAACAGGAAAGUGGAGUAAGACGACUUGGUGGCAGCAAUCCCCAGAAUCAACUCAGACAGGCCUCUGUUUCUCCAGGGUCAGCCCAAACAAGUAGCAUCAACACCCAGGCUGCAGUUCACAGUGUUUAUAGCGAGGAACCGUCCAGUAGCGGCUUCUCUCAAACUUUGUCGAAGCCGGCUCAAGGUGGCCACUCUUCGGUCAGGUUUGUGCAGCGCAACUCUGUGUCAAAACCUAACUGGCAAACUCUGAAUCAAAAGGUGCAUGAGCCUAAAAAGAGUGUAUUUGGCCUUUCAACUGCUAUUGCUAGUGGGAGUUCUGUGAGUAAGUACAGUGAAAAACCGAGUGCCCUUACUGAUACCAGCAGGAAUAUGGCUCGGCCAGUUCAGCAGGCAGCACAGAGUGCAAGCAAGUACCUGUCCAGCAGCUCUGCAUCUCUUCAGCGUCCUUCUAGCAAAAGCCCCUCCCAAUUGGCCUCCUACCAGUCACUCCCACAGAACGCUCCCAUCUCUGGAGCUGGAACAUCCUAUGUGCAAGGACGCUAUGCUGCUGCUCAGCUGUCUUCCAGCCUGUUUAACCCUGCAUGGCAAGGAACGGCUGUGCAGACCUCAGCCACCGCCCCUGCAAAAAGAGUGUCUCUACAUCGUACGAGUAAAACAUCAUAUCCCUCAUCUACUUUGAAUAACUAUUUUCCGAGCCAGAUUGAAGGUGCGAACUCCUACCAACAUGCCCAAGGACGCUACAGUCCUUCUUCACUGUCUAGUAAACAAAAUGCUGCUGGCUUCCAGCCUCGCAGUGUGCAGAUGCCCAACAAUCAGGGGUUCAGUUACACUGCCACUGAGCAGAACAGCAUGAGUCCAGUCCAAGGAGUUCGUAACCCUGCUGCCUCUGGGCGCAGUGCCGGUCAGCGCUACGCCCCCACCAGAACCCACAACAUCCCUGAACACUUUGGCGGCUCUGUUAUCAGACGGCUGACUGGUCCUGAAGGGAGUGUCAGGAAUCCCCAGCAGACCUACUUGGCUCCUUCAGCACAGACUGUGAACUACAACCCUCAGGUCCAGAGCAUCAGGAAUCCCCAGCAGACCUACUCGGCUCCUUCAGCACAGACUGUGAACUACAACCCUCAGGUCCAGAGCAUCAGGAAUCCCCAGCAGACCUACUCGGCUCCUUCAGCACAGACUGUGAACUACAACCCUCAGGUCCAGAGCAUCAGGAAUCCCCAGCAGACCUACUCGGCUCCUUCAGCACAGACUGUGAACUACAACCCUCAGGUCCAGAGCAUCAGGAAUCCCCAGCAGACCUACUCGGCUCCUUCAGCACAGACUGUGAACUACAACCCUCAGGUCCAGAGCAUCAGGAAGCCCCAGCAGACCUACUCGGCUCCUUCAGCACAGACUGUGAACUACAACCCUCAGCAGACCUACUCGGCUCCUCCAGCACAGACUGUGAACUACAAACCUCAGGUCCAGAGCAUCAGGAAUCCCCAGCAGACCUACUCGGCUCCUUCAGCACAGACUGUGAACUACAAACCUCAGGUCCAGAGCAUCAGGAAUCCCCAGCAGACCUACUCGGCUCCUUCAGCACAGACUGUGAACUACAACCCUCAGGUCCAGAGCAUCAGGAAGCCCCAGCAGACCUACUCGGCUCCUUCAGCACAGACUGUGAACUACAACCCUCAGGUCCAGAGCAUCAGGAAGCCCCAGCAGACCUACUCGGCUCCUUCAGCACAGACUGUGAACUACAAACCUCAGGUCCAGAGUCUUGUGAAGCAAGAGCAAACUUACACGGCACCAUCGGUACAGUCUGUUUCUUACAUGCCUAAGCAAUCCCUCUCGGGUCCCUCAGGGCAUACUGUAUUGAGGAAGCCAGACCAAAAAUACACAGCUUCAUCGGCACCCAAGCCUCAAGACCCAAAACAGGCCCAUGCAGCUCCUUCAGCACAGCUUGUAUCUUAUAAACCACUGCGGCCCCGCCAGCGGCGAGCGUUUCAUACAAACCACAGGUCCAGAGUGUUCAAGAGGAGUCCAAAUGGUAGAGGCUGUGACCAUAGCAGGCACUGCUGAGAUGACGAUCCCUGGAUGAAGAUUUAAUUUUUUGAAAAUAAAAAAUUAAUUUAAAUCA
This is a messenger RNA of Labrus bergylta (ballan wrasse), 2335 nucleotides long. RefSeq names its product proteoglycan 4. The record is from RefSeq and is a predicted model, not a curated record. Lineage: Eukaryota; Metazoa; Chordata; Actinopteri; Labriformes; Labridae.